Messenger RNA from Chelonia mydas (Green sea turtle), 4118 nucleotides. RefSeq names its product LIM domain kinase 1 (gene LIMK1). The record is from RefSeq and is a predicted model, not a curated record. The transcript has 15 exons. Bases 279 to 2138 code for a protein of 619 amino acids. Gene Ontology annotation, biological process: positive regulation of stress fiber assembly; protein phosphorylation; actin cytoskeleton organization. Gene Ontology annotation, molecular function: protein binding; ATP binding; protein serine/threonine kinase activity. Gene Ontology annotation, cellular component: cytoplasm; neuron projection; nucleus. NCBI's taxonomy places the organism in Eukaryota, Metazoa, Chordata, Testudines, Cheloniidae.
CAAGCGUCUCUCCCUGAGUCACUGAGGCCAGAGCUGUGGGGAGCAGGCUGGGGAGGAGGGGAUGAUGUCAUGGGUUCCUGGUCUCUCCUCUCCCUCUCACUUAACGCGUCUGUAGGAAUUAGAAGCCACAGAAGUGUGUGCAAGGCCUCCCUGGCCAGCUGGGGGAGGCGCCCCCACAGCUGAAUGCAUGGCCCCACCAUCCUAGCAGGGGCCGUGCGUGAGUGCCGCUCACUGAGGUGGGGGCCACACGGCCCCGGACUCCAGUUCUGGUUCGGAGGAUGCUGACUGCUGUGCUCAAGAAGAGCCGCUUCCUGAGUGCUGGAGCCAAGUGCUGCGAGUGCGGGGCCCUGCUGUCCCACCAGUACUAUGAGAAGGAUGGGCGCCUCUACUGCAAGAAGGACUACUGGGCCAGGUUCGGGGAGCUGUGCCACGGCUGCUCGGAGCAGAUCACCAAGGGGCUGGUCAUGGUGGCCGGGGAGCAGAAAUACCACCCAGAGUGCUUCCUCUGCCUCAGCUGCCAGGCGUUCAUCGGAGACGGUGACACCUACGCCCUGGUGGAGCGCUCCAAGCUCUACUGUGGGCACUGCUAUUACCAGAUGGUGGUGACCCCGGUGAUAGAGCAGAUCCUGCCGGACUCCCCGGGCGCCCGGAUCCCGCACACUGUCACGCUGGUGUCCAUCCCGGCCUGCAGCGACGGGAAGCGAGGGUUCUCUGUGUCCAUCGACCAGCACUGCAGCUCCCAGGGCUGUGGCUCAGAACACGCCCACACGGUCCGGGUCCGAGAAGUGGACCCUGACUGCAUCAGCCCCGACAUGAAGAACUCCAUCCACAUUGGGGACCGUAUCCUGGAGAUCAACGGCACCCCCAUCAGACAUGUUCCGCUGGACGAGAUUGACCUGCUGAUCCAGGAGACCAGCCGCCUCCUCCAGCUGACCAUAGAACACGACCCCCACGAGGUGGUGGCCCGAGAGUCGGUGCUGGAGGGCAGCCCCAUGGCCAAUCUGCACAGCCCCCAGCGCUUGCCGGCCUGCACGCCUGGUGGUGAGGCUAGUGCCAUGAGCCAGAGGACAGUCAUGAGGAGCUGCAGCAUUGACAAGUCCCCGUGCUCCAGCUCCUUGGGCUCUCCUGCCUCCCAGCGCAAGGACAUCAGCCGCUCUGAGUCGCUCCGUGUCGUCUCCCGCGCGCACCGCAUUUUCCGUCCCUCAGACUUGAUCCACGGCGAGGUGCUGGGGAAGGGCUGCUUUGGACAGGCCAUCAAGGUGACGCACCGGGAGACGGGCGAGGUGAUGGUCAUGAAGGAACUGAUCCGCUUUGAUGAGGAGACCCAGAGGGCAUUCCUCAAAGAGGUGAAAGUGAUGCGGUGCCUAGAGCACCCAAACGUGCUGAAGUUUAUCGGGGUGCUGUACAAGGACAAGAGGUUGAAUUUCAUCACAGAAUACAUCAAGGGGGGGACCCUACGAGGCAUCAUAAAGAGCAUGGACAGCCAGUACCCGUGGGGCCAGCGUGUGAGCUUUGCCAAGGACAUUGCGUCUGGGAUGGCCUAUCUGCACUCGAUGAACAUCAUCCAUCGUGAUCUCAACUCUCACAACUGCCUGGUGCGGGAGAACAGGAGGGUGGUGGUGGCCGACUUCGGGCUGGCCCGUCUCAUGGUGGAUGAAAAGAACCAGCCUGAGCAGCUCAAGAACCUGAAGAAGCCAGACCGCAAGAAGCGCUACACAGUGGUGGGGAACCCCUACUGGAUGGCCCCAGAGAUGAUCAAUGGCAGGAGCUACGAUGAGAAAGUCGACAUCUUCUCGUUUGGCAUCCUCUUGUGUGAGAUCAUUGGCCGGGUCAGCGCCGACCCUGACUACCUGCCCAGAACCAUGGACUUUGGGCUCAACGUGCGAGGGUUCCUGGAGCGGUACUGCCCCCCUGCCUGCCCCCCGAGCUUCUUCCCCAUCGCCGUGCGCUGCUGCGAUCUGGACCCUGAGAAGAGGCCCUCCUUCCCCAGGCUGGCACAGUGGCUGGAAACCCUGCACAUGCACCUGGAGAUCCACCUGCCGCUGAGCUCGCAGCUGGAGCAGCUGGAUCGGGCCUUCUGGGAGUCAUACCGGCGGGGCGAGGGCGGGCUGCCCCUGCACCCCGAGGUCCCUGACUGAGCACCGAGCCAUAGACGUGGGGGGAGAGCUCUCACACGCCCCUCCCUCACUCUCACAGUGCAUGGGGAGCACAGCCCAGGGGGCAAGCACUGCCCCCGCCUGCCACCGCCCCCCCCAGGGGCUGGAUCUCUGGGGUGCCUCAGCAGCAGCCGGUGGCCGAGCCCUCUUGGCAAGGCCAGUUUGGUUGCUUCCCUUGCCAUGUUUGCCGUUCAGUUCCCUCGGGGGAGCCAGCCCUCCCCACCCACUGCACUUUCCCCAGCUCCCUGCCUCCCUGCCCAUCCUGACUGUACAUAGCCCCUCCCCAUGUGGAGUCUGCAGCCGGAAAGGGGCCCCUCAGCAUGCUGGGUGUGCGGCAGCCUGCAGCCUCACUCCCCCACUCCUUGGUGAGCCACCUGCCUGCACGGCCCUUUGCACACUCCCCAGAGUGCGGGGGGGCACUGACUCGCUCUGACACCGGGCUCUGCCCCUGCGGCUGUGGGGCACUGGGCCUCGCUCAGCACCUGCAGGGUGCCCCGGCCUUCCCCUGGGCAGCCGCUUGGCCUGUCAAAGUGGUGCCUUGGCUUUGUGAACUUGCACUGCAAAACUAAAGGGUUCUCUGAGCCAGGGGGGCCGCUGGGUGCUCACCGGCGCUCUGCAGGCCGUGGGUAGGCAUGUGCAUGCAUGUGAUGGGGUGCAUGUGCAUGUCGGGCGUGUGUCUCUCUGGUGGGGCAGGGGGUGGGGUGUUGCUUCGGGGCUGGGUGCCUCUGAUCCCAGUGGAUAACUGUUGCAAUGCCCCCUCCAUAGAGAUGGCUGGGGGUCCCACAAACUCUUCCUUUUCCCUUUUGGGGUCCCUGUGUGUCACUCCCGCCUCACCCUCUUCUCCCUGGGCCCACAGCCCCCCUCCCUUUGCUAGGGUUUGGUUCAGUGCAGGAACACCUUGGCAUGAGGCCAGCUGGAUCCGAGAAAGGGACCUGGGCCCUCCAGCAGAGGGGAGUGCUCCCCAGAGGGGGUCUGAUCCCAGGCCCAUUCCUGCCCUGCUGGCAUCUCCUCUCUCAUUACACGUCUCCCAGCUCUGCUCCGUGGCCUCAGCCUCUCGUGCUCUGGUAUUCUAGGAGCCAGCUCCCCUGACUCUGGGACUGCACUGCUCUGUGUAUAGCCCGGGCCGUCAGUCCCUGCUUCCGUGUUCGCUCCGCGUCCGCCUGAGGUCCCAGAUGCAGAGCCCAAGCCAGAGGGACAGGAGCUCCCCCAGCAAAAUUCCUGUUGAGCUGGAGCACGGCUCGCUGGGGCGAGGCACCCGCCGGCGUGAGUGUUUCCGGCGGGGUGGCUGCGUGUGUACGCUCCGUGUGUGUCUCUUGGAGCAGAUGUGGUGGUGUCUUGCCUGUGUGUGUGUGCGAGAGAGAGUAUGUGCUGUGAGUGUGCCUUGAAGGGGGCGCGACUCCCUGCACAUGUGGCUGGAGCAUCUCUUUUCCCGUAACUGUACUGUGAUGUGCAUGUCUCUCUUGCAGCGUAUGUGACCCCUGCUCCCUGCACAUGCCUGCUAAUGUGUCCCACCCCCCGUGUCUCUGGAUUUUCUGACCCAGGGGAGAGGGUGUGGGGGGACACAGCUGGUUUCAUUUCCUUUCCAUUAGGGGGCCUCUGACCCCUUGCCCAGCACCAUGCGGGGGUCUCUGUGGGAAAGCACUGGCAGAGGGCUCUGGUCCUGAGGGUGCCCCCCACUGGUUUUUGCAGUGCGCUGCUGUUCAUGCUACGUUUAUUCAGGUUAAUUUUCUGUAAUAUAUUUAAAGAGAAGAGUUUGUAUUAUUUUUUCAUAUGGCCGCCAUGGCGAUUUGCAGUUUGCCAUUGUCACUCUGCCUCAGUUCUGCUUACAGGAAGCAUUCAAACUGUGAAGCGUCUCUGCGCACUUUUACCUGGAAGUAAAACCGCUGUCCUCGGAGGCGGGAAGGAGAAUUCUCAAACUGUGAUGUAACAAGUGAUGACUCAAUAAAUCCAGUCCUUCCCCUC